Molecule: messenger RNA, 2475 nt
Organism: Daldinia decipiens
Lineage: Eukaryota; Fungi; Ascomycota; Sordariomycetes; Xylariales; Hypoxylaceae
Product: SGNH hydrolase-type esterase domain-containing protein
Exons: 2
Coding region: 296-2404 (702 amino acids)
Molecular function (GO): hydrolase activity, acting on ester bonds
Source: RefSeq, a predicted model, not a curated record
CGUGAGUGAUUCUAGCCCCCUAUUCAUUCUAUCGCAUCGUGAUCUUUAGUUAGACCGGUUCAUGAUAUGAUAUGAUGAGUAUAGUAUUAAGCUUGGCAUAUUGGACAGGAUCCGAUAAGUGAUAAGUGAGGAUGUUAAACCUACCGGAGCUCUCCGUGUUCUUAGCCGUAGAGGAAUAUUCUCGCGACAGGCUACCUCGUCGAGGGGUGUUUUCUUGAGCUUUCACAAUCCUUUACCAUAUUUCUCCGGUCGCUCUUUCGACGCUGUUGAGAGAUUUCAAGUUGCAUCUUUCACUAUGCGGUUGGUUUCCGCAUGUGGUUUUGGGCUACUGCUGUCCGUUGCGGACCAGGCCAGAGCUCAUGUCAUUCCCCGGAAUGUCUCCAGUGCAUAUAAUCCAUCUGGCACUAUACCCCAAAAUCUAAGGAUUCAACGAGAUUCUAUUGAUGACCCGACUGCUUUCACAUGGGUACAACGCUUUGCGGCUAUCGGAGACAGUUAUACAGCCGGCGUGGGCUCAGGCUCCAGGCUUGGAAGUAUCUUCGACAUAGGUUCGUGGUGGUGUUCGCGGUAUGACCAGUCGUAUCCAGUCUUGAUGAAGGAGUUUGUCGGGUCUGAAAUAGAGGAUUUUCAGUUCCCAGCUUGCUUCGGGGACCAGACGUGGCAGAUAUACAAUCAAGCCACAGCGCUGAAAAACAACAUCGACCUUCUUACAAUAACGGCUGGCGGAAAUGACUUAUGUCUUUCUGACAUUAUCAAGAGCUGCGUCAUCCUAGCAUUUGAUGGUGAUGCCACUUGCAAUGCCAUCCUGGAUAAGGCGCAGGAAAACCUCGACAGCAUUGUCAAGGACAACGUAAAGCAGAUCCUUAAGGCACUUGAUAGCAAGAUGGCUAAAGACGGAGUGGUCGUGUAUAAUGGCUACGCACGUUUCUUUAACGAAGAUAAUGAGGAUUGCGCCACCAAGCAAGACUGGGCUCCGUUCUAUUGGUACCGCUAUCUACAAGGUAGCGCAAGCCCCUUACCCCUGACGGUCGAUCGCCGUAAGAGUUUCAACAAGUUGACAACGGCGUUGAACGACGCAUUGCGCGACGUGGUUCACGACGUCGCGGACGAGGUCAGUUACAAAAUUGGCUAUGCAUCUUGGGACCUCUGGGGCAUCGAUGGCGUCAAAGGCCAAAUGUGCGAUCCCUCGUCCACUGGCGCGUAUCCGGACCCUAAGCAGCCAGACUUGCUAUUCUUCAAACCAGACACGAGCAAAUCCAUCUGGCGAUUUCCACUAAAGAGGAAGCGUUCGGCCAAUGGAACGGAAGUUGUUUACGUGGAUUUAGACAAUACGGUUGACGGCGAGGUAGUUGGAGAGUGGGAUACAUCUGUUCCACCCACCGACGAACAACGUGAAGCCCUACGUUCAUCUCUGCCUCCUCUACCGAAGAGAGAUCUCGAUAGCAAUGGCGUAGACAGAGCUGUUUACCGCUCCAUCCUGUGGAAUUCAGUGAACCCCCCGGCGGCAGCACUUAAAGCCCUUGACAAACGAGCCCCGGCCACACCCGGCUGCCCCGGAGAUCCGUACCCGUAUCUCCCUAAUGUUGGCUGGUUCCUACCAGAUUACUUCGGGCGCAUCUUCCACCCAAACGAAGCCGGACACAACGCUAUCGCAUCGUUUGCCAUUCAAAGAGCUAUCGAUCUGCGAGCUGAGGUGCUAGGUAUCAACCCAGAAGUCUGCACCGUCACAGACGAGUUCAAGUGUUGGCAAAAAGAAGGUCGCAAGGGCUACGCCACUGCAGAUCGGCUAAACGAGAACUACAAGACGUACUGCGACGGUGUUAAGGCACCGGGCGGCGGCGUAACGGGGUGGCAGGAUAGCCGAAAGUUCCACGAGGGAACGCCGGACGAGCAUGAGUUUGUAAUCGAGACGUCGGAGCUUGCUAGCGAGUAUAACCACGACGAAUGUAUCGAGAGUAUGGAACGGAUCAUCAACGGGUGUGAUGGUAAUGAUCCCAACAAUCCGAUGAACUGGAAGUUUGGGGGUACAUGGAAGCGCGGCGAAUAUAGGUACACUGUCAACGUGAAGCGGGAUAACCGUCCCUGGCCCCCGAUUACGAAGGCGUAUGGUAAAUGUGAUGGCGGAUAUCACGUAGUAUACAGUGAUUACACCAUGUACGGUGCUGGAUGGAGCAGUUGGGACAGCGGCCAGGACACAAUUAUCCCCAAGAUGAAGGGGUGUUUAGGACUGGGUAUCACGUCUUGGAAGUUCGAAUAUUUCGACAAGCCGGAUAGCGACGGUAUGGAGUGGAAAGCCACUUUCCACACGCCUAUCUUUGUGAACAAUCGCUGUUUUAAAAACAACAAGGUUGCCAUAGGCGCUGGUGGCUUUACUGACGGAUGCGGGGGCUCUGGUUGGGCGUAGUUGAUGCCCGAGUUUACAUUAUCAUUAAACUAUUUACAUGAAGAUUUAUCAUUCGACUUCAAUGCUUUUCU